Molecule: messenger RNA, 699 nt
Organism: Paramuricea clavata
Lineage: Eukaryota; Metazoa; Cnidaria; Anthozoa; Malacalcyonacea; Plexauridae
Source: the annotation of a GenBank genome assembly
AUGCUAGAAAACGGCCAAGAGCGGAGAGCGCCAACAAAUUUUUCUACAGAAUUAAAUCUCACACAGAUUAUUAAAACUCCAACUAGAAUCACGGCGACGUCCCAAACGCUUAUUGAUGUUAUUCUAGUCUCAUCCACAGCACUUGUUCUUGAGAGUGGUGUUAUUAACACUUCUAUCAGUGACCACUUACCAGUGUACGUCCUACUAAAGUUAAAGGCCCCGAAGAUGUAUAUUAAUCUGAAAAACCAAAUGCUUGGAGAAUUAAUUAAUAAUAAUAAUAAUAAUCAUAAUCUUUACGCCUUCUAUGCUGCUAACCCAAAAACUUCAACUUUGAAAGCUAUCCCGCGAGAAUUUGGAGCGACCGACCUUUGUAAACAUAACAAGCAAUGGAGACACGUACAACACUUAGCGAAUGUUUUUUGGUCGAAAUGGCGAAAGGAGUUCUUGCCCACACUGCAGCCGCGUCGGAAGUGGCAAGAAGAAGUUCCGAAUCUUGAAGCAGAAGACCUCGUGUUAUUACGUUGUAAAGACGUCGCAGGAAAUGAAUGGCCACACGCCCGGGUAAUAAAAGCGUAUAAAAGCGCUGAUGGCGAAGUACGGAAGUUAAAUUUGAUUACCACCAGGGACGGUGCGAAGCACAUAUACACUAGGCCAGUAACUGAAGUCGUGCUGCUCAGAACUGUGCAUGAGUUAAAAUGA